Molecule: messenger RNA, 969 nt
Organism: Daphnia carinata
Lineage: Eukaryota; Metazoa; Arthropoda; Branchiopoda; Diplostraca; Daphniidae
Product: trypsin-1-like
Exons: 7
Coding region: 4-969 (321 amino acids)
Biological process (GO): proteolysis
Molecular function (GO): serine-type endopeptidase activity
Source: RefSeq, a predicted model, not a curated record
UGUAUGGCAAUGCCAAAACCCGAUGCGUUACAAAGGCCCGUUUCAUUACUGCAAAAUUUGAACUUCCAACGGAUACCGCAAGAAAAAAUAGUCGGAGGUUACAUCGUGGCUCCGAAUUCACUGCCGUUCCAGGUGUCCAUACAACGCCGUCCCAGGCCUACAGCCGACUGGAUGCAUUAUUGCGGAGGUUCCAUCCUCGAUUCGAAAAUCGUCGUCACUGCAGCCCAUUGCAUCUCCGGGAUUGACGCAACUAAUUUGCGUGUUGUGGCCGGAGAGCACAGCUUGUCAAUUGAUAGCCGUCUCGAACAAAAAUCCAUGCCUGUGUCGGUUAUCGUACACGAAAAUUUCAACUCCGAUACGUUCCAGAACGACAUCGCUCUGGUCUAUAUGAGCAAAAUUCCUUUGGAUUUGAGCGUUCCAUCCGCCAAAGCGAUUCAACUGCCGCCUCCUGUUUCCCAAUACGAUCCAUCUCUCGGAACUCGCAUGAACGUGUCUGGUUGGGGAUUCACAGAACCCUCGUCUGGACCCAGUGAAAGGCUUUCUGACGUCCUGCGCACUGUAAACAUCGGCAUCAUUUCAGAUGAUAUUUGCGACAAAACAUAUGGCGGCUCUCCCUAUCGUCCUGUCGUUUUCCCUUCCAUGUUAUGUGCUGGCGACAUGAAUAAAGGUGGAUUAGAUUCUUGCCAAGGCGAUUCCGGUGGCCCAUUGUUCACGAGCAAUGGCAGUUCGGCUGUUCUUCACGGCAUUGUCUCCUGGGGUGAAGGAUGCGCCAUUGCGUCAUAUCCGGGUGUUUACACUCAGGUGUCUUAUUACUUGGACUGGAUCGCUGCCAAACGCGCCCAUUUAAACUCUUCGACACGUCCGCUAGCUUACCAAUGUCAACAUCCGAUUACGCACAUGUUUGGCCCUUGUCAUCACGAGCAAUAUCACGUAACGAACGGUACCGCUAAAGAGAAAUCAAAAGAAUAA